Amphimedon queenslandica is the source of this 453-nucleotide messenger RNA. Its product is annotated as protein phosphatase 1 regulatory subunit 11-like. NCBI's taxonomy places the organism in Eukaryota, Metazoa, Porifera, Demospongiae, Haplosclerida, Niphatidae. The record is from RefSeq and is a predicted model, not a curated record. The coding region runs from base 31 to 336 and encodes 101 amino acids. The transcript has 3 exons. Gene Ontology annotation, cellular component: nucleus. Gene Ontology annotation, molecular function: protein serine/threonine phosphatase inhibitor activity; protein phosphatase 1 binding.
UUUAUUCCAAUUAGAGCGCACUGAAUAAAAAUGGCGGAAGCAACAACAAUCACUCUGUCUACUUCUACGACCACUACAACGCAAGAAAAGUCCCAGCCGACGGCUCAAAUGGUCCUACAUCUCCGUGGUAAGCCCAAGACUGAUAAGAAGGUUCAGUGGGGUGAAGAAGUAGUGGAUAACGAGUUUAUGGGGAAGAAGAAGUCAAAAUGUUGCUGUAUAUACACUAAACCUCAUAAGAAUGGAGAUGACAGUGACACUAGUGAUGAUGAUGGAGACUGGGAUGACUGCUGCCACGAGCAUAAAGUAGCUCGUCAACGUGUACCACAUUCAAAAUAAACUCAUGAUAUCAAUAAAUAAUAUUUUAAAUUCAUCUUCUCAUUCUAUUAAUUGUCCUAUACUUGUUGUUUUGUUGUAUUUUAAAUUAGUUGUGCUUGAAUUGUUUAUUUCAACCGA